GCAAGACCUGCUUUGCUGUCCCCCUGAUGGGUUGGCUGGCCAAGGAGAAGAUGGCCAGCAAGAUUGUGUACCAGCACCGCGACAUGCGGUACCUGUUCAGCACCUCGAGCGGUGGCUCUGAUGUCGAGGAGGGGAGCACCUCAGACUUCGAAGAGGAGCUCCAGGACCCGGGAGUUUGGUGGAUCGUGGACUCGGGCACCGCUGUCGAGCGGCCUGCCAACACUGUGCUCCUGUCGUACCCUGACCGGAACCGCUACAAGGAGUUCCUGAAGCUCCUGGGCGCCACCACUCUGUACAUGCCGGUCUGGACGGAUGACGAGAUCCAGGAGUGCAGG
Messenger RNA from Astrephomene gubernaculifera, 335 nucleotides. The record is from the annotation of a GenBank genome assembly. NCBI's taxonomy places the organism in Eukaryota, Viridiplantae, Chlorophyta, Chlorophyceae, Chlamydomonadales, Astrephomenaceae.